This is a messenger RNA of Lotus japonicus, 816 nucleotides long. RefSeq lists its product as uncharacterized. The coding region runs from base 103 to 735 and encodes 210 amino acids. Lineage: Eukaryota; Viridiplantae; Streptophyta; Magnoliopsida; Fabales; Fabaceae. The transcript has 2 exons. Gene Ontology annotation, molecular function: zinc ion binding. The record is from RefSeq and is a predicted model, not a curated record.
AACUUAGGGGUUUCAUGCUCUGUCUCAUCCCCUAAGGAAGUUUUUUUUCUUCUUUCUUUCUCUUCUAGGUCUCUGAAACUAUCAGCUACACAAAUAUCUAACAUGGAUUUGGAGCAAGGAUGGCACCACCAUUCUAUGAUUGGAAGUGACACAAGCAUGUGCUUCUAUGAUGUUGGUGAUGGUUCCUACCAUUAUCAUUUAUAUUCUACAAAUGUGAUCACAUAUGGUAAUUACAACAAUGCUUGUGGUUUCAAUCAUGAGAUCGGAAAUGGCGCUGAUUCUCGGAGGGUAUCUUCUGUUACUGAUUCAUUAGAAGAGGUGGAAAUUGAAAGUGAGGUUCCAGAAAUUAAGGUAGAGAAGAAUUGCAGAAUUUGUCACCUGGGUUUGGAGAGUGAUGAUGGUCAGGAGCUUGAAGCUUCCAUCACCUUGGGCUGCUCUUGUAAGGAUGAUUUAUCUAUUGCUCACAAGAAUUGUGCAGAAACUUGGUUCAACAUUAAGGGGGAUAGGACAUGUGAAAUUUGUCAUUCCAUUGCACAAAAUGUUCAUGGAGCGACUGAGGAGAUACCAGACACUUUGAGUAACCAGAAUAGUCCUGCUGAAGCAUCAACACAAGCUCCUUCAGAAGAAAGUCAAAGCUUUUGUCAUGACCAUCACUUCUUGCCUUGUCUACUUGUUUUAUUAAUCUGUAUAUUUGUUAUAUCAAUGAUUUUUCACUUCAAUAAGUCUUCAUCAUGAUUUUUGGAGACUUUUAUUUUAAAAUUUGAAGAAAUAUGAAAUUUGGUUUGGUUAAAGAGGCCAAAAGGAUAAAACGAAAAU